Molecule: messenger RNA, 1609 nt
Organism: Aedes aegypti (yellow fever mosquito)
Lineage: Eukaryota; Metazoa; Arthropoda; Insecta; Diptera; Culicidae
Gene: Polr3E
Product: DNA-directed RNA polymerase III subunit RPC5
Exons: 4
Coding region: 195-1580 (461 amino acids)
Biological process (GO): DNA-templated transcription
Cellular component (GO): nucleus; RNA polymerase III complex
Source: RefSeq, a predicted model, not a curated record
AGUUGAAAGUACCAAAACGUCGUCUUCUCUCGCUGCAUUCAUCAAUCAGGACCCUUCUUAACUGCUGCGUGCAUCAUUUUGCUCACGUUUUUCGGGAAAGGAAAUUCACGUAAAUGUUCGGUUAUUUCUGCGGUAUUAUUUGCGAUUUCAGCUAAUUAGAACCCAUCAGCCCUUUGGCCAACCCGCAGCGGACCAUGGAUGAAGAGGAUGACCCCGUGAUUGAAGAGAUUCCAGUUUAUCUGUCCAAGACCCUGGCGGAGAACCUGUACGUGCUGCAAUAUCCGGUGAAAUCUUCCGCAUCGACGUUUGACGAUGGCCAAGUGGUGAACUGUUGCGUGAAGCCCAUCAACCAACAGGUGAAGGUGGAUUAUGCUUUGAACACGGCCUCCAAGAACUACGAUGCCUUCAAAGGCGAGCAGUUUGCGAUCGCUGCCGAUGGCAAGGACAAGGACCGCCAACAGAAGCCCAGCUUUCGGAGCGGAACGAUGGACAAGCAGUCCUUCCUGAGCUCGAAACCCAUCGAAGACGUAAAUCGGUAUAUGGUUUGUGUGCUGCAGGACCGGGAGAUCCACGCCACUCCGGUCCGGGGCAUCGUCUCGAUGCGGCAGGUGUUUUCCUACUUUGACAAGCAGGACAAGCGGACAAAGGCGGAACAGAAAGCCGAACAGGACGCCGAUGCCGAUGAGGAAGAGCUCAAACAGGUCACGGUCAAAUUCGCUCGAACCGAGAACGAAAAGGUGCGAAAAGCCAGGGAGAAAUCGUUCAACUACAUCUCGAAGAUGGAAUCGGAAGAACCGUGGUGCGAAACGUUCUGGCAUGCCAAGAAGUCCACCACGGCGGAACUGGAGCGGCACAAACUGUUCUGUAGUUCUGCAUCAGCAGCUUCCUCCAGAGACGGGGCGGAGAGCGCCCUCAACGUGGGGACCGCCGAGUAUCUGGACAUGCUGAUUAGCAAGGAAAAAACCGAUAGGAAUAUAGAUUCUAUGCUGCCAAGCCGGGUCGUCUGCAUGCACAAGCUGAAGCAAAUGGCGCUCGUCGAUCAGAUUAAGGUUAUUCUUAAGGAUGCAAAAGUUCUCACGUUCCAGCAGAUCAUGGAACUCCUCCCGGACAGGACACUACCGGCGGAUAAAGUCCUCAGGUCGCUCCCGCUGGCCGGCGUUCUGAUCCGUGGCAACUGGGUAGUCCAAUCGGAGAUCAUCUACCCGGAGGGUAGCGUUUCCAGCACGAACGGAGUGCCGGCCGAGCAGAUGUGCAAAGCACGGGAUUACAUUCUGUUUCGGUUUACCCAGUGCGACAAGCUGGAACGUCAUCAGCUGGCCUUUAUUACCCAGCUGCCGUCGGAGGAGAUCCGCGAGAUCCUGUGCUCGGUUGCGAAGCUGAACAGUGAUCGGACGUGGAGUUUACUGCUGCCACCAAAUGAAGAUUUCUCUGCGAACGAGCAGGAAAUCAGUGAUAGACAGAACGCUUUCUGGACCGCCCGGGCGGACAAGUUCAACGAAAUGGAGAAAUCGACCAAACGGGUGCGGAAAAAGUCCUCUCGAUCGGAAAGCAAGUACGACGUCAAGAUGAGCAAUGGCUAGUAGAAGACUGCAAGGAGUUUCGUUAUGAA